UGCCAAUGUACUGGUUCGACCUAUUUGGCGCGACGGGAGAGCUUUCGGCGAGCAACGAAGUCGUAUGCAUGGCCAUGCAGCCCGCACUCUAGCUCGUCUCGCGCGUCCUCCGAGGUGGCCAUCCGUUCUGGCGAGCUGUUCUCGAUAUUUACAGCCGGCGCCCCAUUACAACGACAGGCAGUGACGGCCGCGACCCCCCUGCCAAACAACAGGCGGAUAGACCCCCAAUGCAGCUAAAGACAGACUUUGACGCUGCCACACUGGGCCCAGACGCGACGGAGGCCAAGAAUGGGGGAUAUGAUUCUGUCGCGUCCGUGAACGGAUUCCUCAAUGACCGGCUCAGCAUCUGUAUUCGCAGCGGCCACAGGAUGAGCGACGACAUGCCCGAAUACAAUUUUAAGCAUAUUUAUGGCCAAGCAAGUACGCGGCUGCCAAGUGAUGCCACAAAGGCGUACAUUAGGAUUCAGAUCGCGGCCGAGGCCUUGUGGCCUCUGCUCGUGCCCGUCUUCAACCAGGCCGAGAAAGUAGCCUGCUGCCUCAUGCUAGCGUCUACUAUUCUGCACGAGCUGGCGCACGCUGCGCAUUUCGCCGGUGGCUUGCUGUGCAGACAUGCCGAUGCCCCCCCAGCCGACCUCCCCAGACAACUCCAGGGCUUGAAUGACGCUGCGCGGCGAGCGCUCAAACAGCUGUUUAAAACGGGACACAUGGGCUGGCAAGAGCCAUACUGGGAUGACGAACCCGUUGCGGAGCUGGGGUGGGCAUUCGAGAAGCAACUGUGGGGCGGAGGGGCACUGCCGGAGAAUAGUGAUAAUUGUGCUAGGCCUUGCUAUGGCCGUCGACGUCUGUUUGGAGAGCUGGCCGGGUCCAGGCCAGCGUCAGAGUCAAGGCAAAAGCGAGCAGAUAUUGCUCACCCUCCACUGCCUAUCGAGACAUACAUGUCGUUUGUGCCCCUCGAAAAGCCGAUACGAUUCUUCAAGGAAGAGUUAUGGUCGGAGGCAUGGCCAAAAUAUGGCCACCGGGCACUCAAUCUCUACGACGGGGGGCAAAUCUCUGUUCUCACUCGAAGGCAGAGGCCUGCGUCGGCUGACGUGUACCGCGCGUUUGGCCACCAAGACGGUCGGUUGAUGAUGGCUGCAUUAAGCCGCCUGGAACAGGCUGGCUACCCCAUCGUUCAUAUGUACCUGACGCAGAUGAUACUGGACCGACUGCAGCCCGCCACUGCAAUGCGGAAAUGGAGAUACCUCAGCAAUGUCUGGCCCCUUCGCUCCGCCCAGCUGAACAAGCUUCUCGCAGUCUUCAACACGCAGUCGAUUCUGGGAUCCCGGGCGUGCCUGAAGCUGGUAGCUCUAAACUCGACACGCGCCGUCAAGACCACCGCCUCCGCCGACAUGAAAAAGGCUGUGGACUCUGCCAUCGGCACCAUCACGGAUAUCCACAACUUCCUCGUCGAAGAGAUCCAGCAAGCCCAGAUCCAUGUGCGAGAAUUCCUAACCGCAAGUGUUGGCCUGCGCCAAGACCUCUACAAACUGGGUGGGCUCCAACUAUACCAGGUUCUCCACGACGACCUUGAGGAAACGAUCGACUACGUCGUUAAACAUAUCAACGCCAUCCUCGGCUGCGUAGAAAGAUUGCGCGGGCCCAUUGAUCUCAAGCCCCUCGCCGUCAAGCUGCGCGUCGCUGCAAGUGAGCUAGCCAGGACCGGGACGCUCUGCCGGGACACUAGCAAGUUCCUCAAGCCGGGUACCCGCUACCUGACAGAUACGGGCCAAGUCUUCGACCAGGGCCACCAGUCCCUAGAGACAGUUGGCCACAGCCAAUGGCUCAAGCGUGUCGAGAUCUUGGAGAAGAUGGCGGCCAAGGAGAUUCUCCUUGCGCCGCCCGUCGUCCGCGGUCUCAUCGAAAAGUUCUUCGACGUCACAGGCUUCUCCAGGCCGCCGGACCCGCCCGCCUCCGCCAGUGAAGAGGUCGCCAACAUUAAGGCCAAGAUCAAGAGCAUGGUGGCGAACCGGAGCUUCGGGAAAACACCGUCAAGAUGGGAUGCUACUGCCAAAGUCUUUGAGUCCGUCCCGCCUGCCAUCCCCCUAAUAGGACCAGAAGGUAGAUGUAAGUACCCACCCGUCAAACCCCCCUUGCCUGAUGGUGACGCGGGCCAAACUCGGCACAAAAACAAGCAUAUUUGGUUCUGACCACGGCUGAGGGCAGCAAACCUUACCACAUAUCCGUAUGGAAGCGGCCCUUUCUGGAGCGGGUUGCCUGGCUCCAAGGCCCCAUCGGUCAACAGCGUAGCAGCAUCGCAAAAGUGGUACGAUGAGCUAGACAAGUGGGGCGCGAGGGCUCCCUCGUACUCGCGACAUGUCGAGUCAAAGGUGGAAA
Lasiosphaeria miniovina is the source of this 2373-nucleotide messenger RNA. RefSeq lists its product as uncharacterized. The transcript has 5 exons. Bases 228 to 2186 code for a protein of 652 amino acids. Lineage: Eukaryota; Fungi; Ascomycota; Sordariomycetes; Sordariales; Lasiosphaeriaceae. The record is from RefSeq and is a predicted model, not a curated record.